Messenger RNA from Truncatella angustata, 1031 nucleotides. RefSeq names its product transposase. The transcript is spliced from 3 exons. Lineage: Eukaryota; Fungi; Ascomycota; Sordariomycetes; Amphisphaeriales; Sporocadaceae. Gene Ontology annotation, molecular function: hydrolase activity. The record is from RefSeq and is a predicted model, not a curated record. Bases 82 to 966 code for a protein of 294 amino acids.
CGCCACGAAUUACGAGGCCAGAGUAUUGUUCGACGCGAUCAAAUCUGGCAAUUGAGGUCUCGACGUUACCACUCGCCAGUCAUGGGGAAGUUAUACGCGAUCGGUGAUAUCCAUCUCGGACAUGCUUUCAACAAAGCGGCCUGGGGGCGGCUUUCGCCUCACCCAGAAGACGGCUUGAUAUUGUGUGGCGAUGUUGGCGAGACUGCCGCACAGCUUGAAAUUGCUUUCGAUGGUGCGACGCGGAAAUUCAAGGACGUCUGGUGGUGUCCGGGCAAUCAUGAGCUUUACACCUUGGUAAUGCAGACGAGCCUGCGGGGAGAGGAAAAGUAUGCGGAAUGCGUGGAGAUAGCCCGCAUGUAUGGUGUCAAGACACCAGAGGACGACUUUGCGGUAUGGGAAAGCGACGGGAACUCCGCCAUCGUUGCGCCCAUAUUUACCUUGUAUGACUAUUCCUUUCGGCCGGAUGACAUGGAUAAAGAUCAAGCCCUCGAAUGGGCCAAGGAAGCUGAUACUGUCGCAACCGACGAAUUUGUCUUACAUCCGGACCCGUACCCAACGCGAGAAGAUUGGUGCAAUGCUUUGGUCGAGAAGACGGAGAGGAAGUUGGAGGAAGCUGACAGAAGAGGCAUACCACUAGUUAUUGUAAACCAUUGGCCCCUCAGAGAAGAUCUAGUGUUUAUUCCCCGUGUACCACGCUUCAAGCUAUGGUGUGGAACGAAGAAAACAAAUGACUGGCACACAAGGUUCACAAACACUAAAGUCGUGGUGAGUGGACAUCUUCACGUCCCGCGGACCGAUUGGAAGGACGGAGUACGAUUUGAAGAGUGUUCAUUGGGGUACCCCAAGCAAUGGGAAUCUGCCAGGAAUAGCGGCCUGGAUAUUAACGAUCUACUAAGAGUGAUCUUGCCAGGUCCAGCCACGCCAGAGUCGGGUAUUCCGGAUACUCAAUGGCGGCGAUUCGGUUGAAGCAAGUCCAUAACCAAUUAUUUCUAUUAAUAUAAUUCAUAUCCGAUGACACUGUGUCACUGUAA